Molecule: messenger RNA, 1083 nt
Organism: Eruca vesicaria subsp. sativa (arugula)
Lineage: Eukaryota; Viridiplantae; Streptophyta; Magnoliopsida; Brassicales; Brassicaceae
Source: the annotation of a GenBank genome assembly
AUGCAAACAACAUCGUCUUGUGUCGAUAAUGUUCCUUACCAGCAUUGCUCUUACCAAGAAAACAUGGUCGACUUUUAUGAAACUAAGCCACAGUUGAUAAAUCAUCAUUUCCAAGCUGCCGAGAAUCCUUACUUCACACGUAAUCAUCAUCAUCAAGAGAUCAACUUGGUCGAUGACCAUGAUCCUAUGAACUUGGAACAGAACAACAUGAUGAUGAUGAGGAUGAUCCCUUUUGAUUAUCCUCCUACAGAGACCAACAAGCCUAUGAACUUCCUGAUGCCAGAUGAAGUUUCAUGUGUCUCUGCUGAUAAUAAUUCUUAUAGAUCCAUGAGUUUCAAUAAGACCAAGCCUUUUCUGACAAGAAAGUUGUCUUCAUCCUCGUCUUCAUCAUCAUGGAAAGAAAAGAAGAAAACAACAGUAGUCAAAGGACAAUGGACUGCUGAAGAAGACAGGGUACUGAUUCAACUUGUGGAGAAAUAUGGACUGCGAAAAUGGUCACAUAUCGCACAAGUGUUACCAGGAAGGAUUGGGAAGCAAUGUAGAGAGAGAUGGCAUAACCAUUUGAGACCUGACAUUAAGAAAGAAACAUGGAGUGAAGAAGAAGACAGAGUGUUGAUAGAGUUUCAUAAAGAGAUUGGAAACAAAUGGGCAGAGAUUGCCAAAAGACUCCCUGGAAGAACAGAGAACUCAAUCAAGAACCAUUGGAACGCGACAAAACGAAGACAGUUCUCUAAGAGAAAGUGUAGGUCCAAGUAUCCAAGACCUUCUCUGUUGCAGGAUUACAUAAAGAGCUUGGAUAUGGGUGUUUUGGCAUCUACAUCUGUUCCUGCAAGAGGUAGACGCAAAGAGAGUAACAAGAAGAAGGAAGUUGUGGCCGUUGAGGAGAAGAAGAAGGAGAAGGAGAAGGAGAAGGAGAAGGAGAAGGAAGAGGAGUUUUACGGACAAGACAGGAUUGUGCCUGAGUGUGUGUUUACUGAUGAUUUUGGAUUCAAUGAGAAGCUGCUUGAGGAAGGAUGUAGCAUUGACUCGUUGCUUGAUGACCUGCCUCAGCCUGACAUUGAUGCCUUUGUUCGUGGAAUCUAA